Hyposmocoma kahamanoa is the source of this 1917-nucleotide messenger RNA. RefSeq names its product protein lin-9 homolog (gene Aly). Gene Ontology annotation, molecular function: DNA binding. Lineage: Eukaryota; Metazoa; Arthropoda; Insecta; Lepidoptera; Cosmopterigidae. The record is from RefSeq and is a predicted model, not a curated record. The coding region runs from base 1 to 1722 and encodes 573 amino acids. Gene Ontology annotation, biological process: regulation of cell cycle; DNA-templated transcription; regulation of transcription by RNA polymerase II. The transcript is spliced from 2 exons. Gene Ontology annotation, cellular component: nucleoplasm; transcription repressor complex.
AUGGCGGAUAAAUCAGAAAGAGAGCAAGAUGAAGAUAGUGCUUCGCCUAGGCCUCAUUACAGAGUUAAAGAUGAGCCGAUGGAUUUGGACUUACCGGACGAAGACGAAGAACCGCCUGCGUUUGGGCCUGCUGCCCUUGGACUUCACAGAGUCGGCACACAGUUACCGCCAAAACCGACUCCUAGUGAACCAAUGCAAAAACUCAAUGCCAGAGGUAUGCCAGCCCGGAUAAGAAAAAAGAACAGAUUUAUAUUUGUUGAUGACUUUGUGAACACCUCACCACCAAGGCAAUCUCCUAAACGUACUCCGAAAAUCUUGGCUAAAACUCCUAACAAGCAAUCAAGUGGGAAAAAACAAAAAUCGCCAUCAAAAGUGCAAAGAAAUCUUGACAGAUAUGAAGAGAAAGAAUCUCUUGGGAGUCAAUCUCCAGAUCGUAAAUCGGGUCAAAGGAUUGGCAUGAGAUUGAGAAAUCUUUUAAAAUUACCCAAGGCUCAUAAAUGGGUUUGUUUUGAAUAUUUCUACAGCAAUAUAGACAAAGCGCUUUUUGAUGGAGAAAAUGAUUUCAUGAUUUGUUUGAAAGAAUCUUUUCCACAAUUAACUAAUCGCAAACUUACUCAAGUACAGUGGGCUAAAAUUCGAAGAAUGAUGGGUAAGCCAAGAAGAUGUUCUCAAGCAUUCUUUGCAGAGGAGCGCAAAGAACUGGAAAGAAAACGGAAGUUAAUAAGGUAUAUUCAACAGCGAAAGUCUGCAGAUAUUUGCAUCAAAGAUCUUCCAAAUGAGAUUCCAAUGCAAUUGGUAGUUGGAACCAAAGUAACAGCAAGACUGCGAAAACCACAAGAUGGUUUAUUUACAGGUUGCAUUGAUGCUGUCGAUACCUCUAAUAAUACAUAUAGGAUCACAUUUGAACGACCAAAAUUGGGAACACAUUCAGUUCCAGAUUAUGAAGUUCUCUCUAAUGAGCCACCAGAUACAAUAAACCUGUCAAGUAUAACACAAAAAUUCAGACCUCGUUAUGUCAUGCAAGAAAUAUUCAACUUGUAUCAGCCAUCUAUGCCAGCCAAUAACAGUUCUCAAGGUGAUCCAAUGAUUGGUUGCACUGAUAUCACUAAAAGUAUGGAUUCUACUGUAGGCAGUUAUCCCUAUCAAUUUCUGGAAUUGAUUGUUAAAUUAACAAAGAUCUUGCAUGCUAAAAGAGGGAAGAUAAAUAGAUUGAAAGAGUUCAAUUGCGAAGCUGAAAAAAGAAAAUCUUUUGGGCAAAAGAUGCCUGAAGAUUUUGAAAGGAGAUAUGCUUCAGUUGUAAUAGAUUUAGAACGAAUGAACAUGGACUUGCAGGACUACAUUAGUGAAGUACAGAUGUACUGUCAACAAAUAGCACCUGGGCCUAGCCUGGCUGCAAUGUUAGCCCCAUCACAUCUUAGAGAGAAAUGUCAUGAUGAAGCAUCAUUACUUGUCGCAAAGAACAAUCAUGGCACUGUCAAAGAUUCCAACAUAAUAGACAUCAUUACUGACUUGACAGCCCUUAUGUUACAAGUCAAAAGUUUGUCUGAUUCAGAUCAAAAUGCUUAUGAGCUGAGUGUUCUACAAGGUACCAUGGAUCAAAUAAAGAUGAAAAUGGAACCUCAGCAUCAACGGCUAUUUCAGAGUAAUGUAGAAAUUCACAUGCAAAGAAUACAAAUGGGUUUGGGGCAGAUGUCCUCAAAUAGUUAUGUAGCUGGUACAUAAAAGUGCUUUUGAAUAUUCAUAAAACCCAUCAUUAAUUUUAUUAUAGAUGUUAUGAAAUGUAGGAUUUGUACUAAUGAACAGAAUUGACAAAAUAAAUUUAUACUAUGAAUGUAAAUAGAAAAAUUUCUUGUAUUAUUUUCAAUUGUUUUAUAAUUAGUGCUAAUAAUUUGAGCAUUAUGGAGUAUGAACACAUGU